Messenger RNA from Letharia lupina, 801 nucleotides. RefSeq lists its product as uncharacterized. The record is from RefSeq and is a predicted model, not a curated record. Gene Ontology annotation, molecular function: oxidoreductase activity, acting on paired donors, with incorporation or reduction of molecular oxygen; heme binding; monooxygenase activity. Bases 1 to 801 code for a protein of 266 amino acids. The transcript is spliced from 4 exons. Lineage: Eukaryota; Fungi; Ascomycota; Lecanoromycetes; Lecanorales; Parmeliaceae.
AUGAGGCAGUACAUAGAGCAACAUGUCAUGAAAGACUCCAAAUUUCAUGAGAAGCAAAGAUCGCCGGAAGGAGCAGCGACAAAGGAGAAAUACGUUUUGCUUUACGAACUUAGCAAAGUGAUCAGUGAUCAAGAUCGUCUCCGCGACGAAGUCCUGACUAUCCUAUUAGCCGGACGAGAUACCACUGGGAGUCUACUUUGUAUUUUGUUCUUCGCGCUUACUAGGCGAAGUCAUAUCUGGCUACAAUUCCGAUCUGAGGUAGCCUACCUCAAAGGCGAACAGCCUACAGUCCGGAAUCUGCAGCAGAUGCAAUACAUCAAAUAUGUCCUGAACGAAAUCAAGCGACCAGCAACUCGCUCCGCCUUUACCCACUUUAAAACACACGCCCGCGCAGCCCUCAAAGACACUACUCUCCCUCUUGGAGGCGGCCCCGAAGGUCGAGACCCUGUCUUCGUCCCGGAAGGUACUCAAGUAGAAUUCCAUGCUUCUCAACUCCACCGCCGUCAAAACCUUUGGGGCAGAGAUGCAGAUGAAUUCCUCCAGAGCGAUGGGAGAGCCACGCAAGUGUUUGGGUACGGCAGGAUAAGAUUCCUGGCCUUCAGUGGCGGACCGAGGCAGUACAUUGGUCAGCAAUUCGGCUUCACCGUAGCGCUGUGCACCACAGUACACAUUGUGCAGGCGUUUGAAACAUUGGAGAGUAGGAAGUCCGAGCCUUGGACCGAGAACCUUGGUGUCGUGUGCUUCCCUGCGAACGGUGUCAAGGUCUCGAUGAAGUCAGACCGUCAAAUUGAGAUGAUGUAA